AUGGGUGACGAUGUCGGCAAAGGACUGGGCAACUGGAGCUCCCUCAUCGGCAUUAUCACGGCCAUCUCCGGCAAUGUCCUAAUUGCACUGGCUCUGAACGUGCAGAGGUACUCCCAUAUUCAACUCAACCGCAAGCGGGUCGAGAACCGGGAGCGAGCACGGCAAGCUUUGAAACGCGCCCAAGGACGUGGCCAAAACGGUUACGGAUCUCUAGACGGGAACAGGGACAGUUAUUUCGGCGUGGACGGGGGCGAUGACGCAGAAGAUGCGGACGAGGCACAACCAUUGCGCCAAUCUUUCCAGUACAGCCAGACGGACGACUCCAAGGACGACGAGGUCUCCUCAAACUACCUCAAGUCUCCCUCUUGGUGGCUUGGCCAAGUUCUAAUGACCGUGGGCGAAAUGGGCAACUUCCUGGCUUAUGGUUUUGCGCCCGCUUCGAUCGUGUCGCCGCUCGGAGUCGUUGCCCUUAUUUCCAACUGUGUCAUUGCGCCGAUCUUCUUUGGGGAACACUUUCGGAAGCGCGACUUUUGGGGUGUCGUUAUUGCCGUCCUCGGCGCCGUGACAGUGGUGCUCAGCGCAAAGACAGAAGAGACGAAGCUGGAGCCGCAUGACGUUUGGGAUGCCAUCACGACCAUGGAGUUUGAAAUCUACAUGGGCGUCACCAUUUCUUUCAUCGUGGUACUAAUGUGGGCCAGUCCAAGAUAUGGCAAUCGGACAAUACUGAUUGACCUGGGCCUCGUGGGUUUGUUUGGUGGCUAUACUGCUCUGACUACUAAAGGCGUCUCCUCUAUGCUGUCGUCGACUCUGUGGAGGGCCUUCACCACGCCCGUCACUUAUGGGCUGCUGGUUGUACUCUUGGGCACGGCCGUAAUGCAAGUGCGUUAUGUCAACAAGGCAUUGCAGCGCUUCGACUCUACUCAAGUUAUUCCUGUGCAGUUCGUCACCUUCACACUGUCUGUCAUCAUUGGCAGCGCUGUGCUCUAUCGGGAUUUUGAAAACGCCACAACCCAGCAAGCCAUCAAGUUUGCCGGAGGUUGUGCCCUCACGUUUUUUGGUGUUUUCUUAAUCACCAGCGGCAGACACUCACACGACGAAGACGAGGAGCACUUGUCAGAUGACGAAGACGUCGAAGAGACUAUUGGGCUGCGGCGUCAGCGUUCCAGUGGUUCUUUUGACGAGUCUCGGCAGCGAAAUGCAAAGCCGCCACAGCACACACCAUCGAACAGAUCAUCGCGUCGUCCGUCUCUUAGCUCUAGGGGUGUCAGCUUUGCCGACGAUGUUGCGCAGCCUGCGAAUCACGGUGGUGGUGUAAUGAUAGCAUCUGCUCGUUCUUCGGAGUCGCCCGCAACCCGGCCACUUCUGCCUCCUCUGGACGAGCCCUCGCCGGUGUUCGAUAGCCCGUGGCAGAGCUCAUCUCAGGGGCACCCAUCUUCGCGACCCAAUUAUCCAUCCGUAUUCGUCUCCAACGAUAGCAUCGCCACAUACGAGUCGGGUCCGUCCAUCGCCGCACAGUCAGAGGCCUUGCAAUCCACAAAGAGCCUGCCACCACCGUCAGCAGACUCGCCCCUUCAGGAGAGACCGACCACACCUCCACAGCGUCAUUCGAUAUCCUUGAGUCGCCCAGUUGGGAGCCACUACUCAAACAAGUUUAUCUCACCUUCGCCUCUGUCAUCAACAGUCACGGCCGUUGUCGGCGACUCGUUGAGGGGAGAGCCUACAGGCUUGUCCCCGAGAAAGUCCAAUAGGCGACUGCGCCCAAGCAUUCGGAACUCUUUGUUUGUGCCGUACGAUGAAGACGACGAUCUGGGUUCCCCGACAGCGAACUCUCACUCUCGAAGUGUGACGGACAAUGAACCACUGAUGAAUGGCCAGGGGGUCGAUAACCCAGACCAGGAUUCCCCAAGCACGAGGCGGAGAGCAAACUCCCUCGGCGCUACCCUCGAGACGAUUUUCGGGCGCAAGAAGAAGACGCGCUCAUCCACUAUUGACACGGUGACGGGAGAGACUCGGCAGAGUCGUGAGAGCAGCAGCGGUCCUGGCGCGGGUUCGUCUGGCGGAAGCGAGCAAUAG
Molecule: messenger RNA, 2073 nt
Organism: Microdochium trichocladiopsis
Lineage: Eukaryota; Fungi; Ascomycota; Sordariomycetes; Xylariales; Microdochiaceae
Product: magnesium transporter NIPA-domain-containing protein
Exons: 2
Coding region: 1-2073 (690 amino acids)
Biological process (GO): magnesium ion transport
Cellular component (GO): membrane
Molecular function (GO): magnesium ion transmembrane transporter activity
Source: RefSeq, a predicted model, not a curated record